Messenger RNA from Amoebophrya sp. A120, 6650 nucleotides. NCBI's taxonomy places the organism in Eukaryota, Dinophyceae, Syndiniales, Amoebophryaceae. The record is from the annotation of a GenBank genome assembly.
CGAGCAGUCACACCUUGUGAAUCAUCAAGGGUGAGUAUGCAUUAUGCAGCUGCACUGUCAUUUUUGACCCAAUCUUUUGAUAGUGAUUUUUUGACCCUCUUCCGAGCAAGCCCAAUUCGUUUUACUCUAGUAAAUUCACCUGCGCCUUGGCCCGUUGGCUAGAUAGUUCAACUUCGCCGGAACAAGCUCUUACUUAAGAGUUUCAACUUAGUCGUCAUGGAGGACGAUAUUCAUUUUGCAGAGAGUGUACACCAACCGUAGGAUUGCGAAGCUGUACUAGUACAGUGUAAGACGAGUGUGGAUGAGGCGACAGCGUUUUGCCAUGCAUCGUCCUUCAUUCCUUGCCAGGCACACGAAUGAUCCCCUCCCAUUCCCCCUCCCCGUCGUCAUACUUUCACUGUAGUAACAAUUCCCGUAGAUGUAGAAGUUUUGUAUAAAAACUUGAAUUCUUUCAGAUCGUCUACCUGUUUCGCCGACAAAGUAUUUUUGACGCGCGUAUCGAGUUUAUUACUGACGCUUCUAAAUUUUUGGAAAUUGAAAUUCAAUCGUUUUGUUUUGGAUUUGUUGAGCUCGCCCAAGAUGGCAAAGUGGAUGACUUCAAAGAACGAUAACUGGUAUAACAACGGUGGCGGCCACAAAAAAAACGGGCAAAAGGUACUUACGUUGCUUUAUCGCCGUUUCGUCGGGCGUCCGACUUCGUUCUUGUUUUCUAUUCCCCUCGAAAGUGCGAAUAUGUAUUACCACAACGCACCAAGAACAAGUUUCCUCUAAAUUGAUUGAGGUGGAACCGCGGCACGCGAGGAAUGAAUUAAUAUGUUCAUGCAAACUUUUUCUUUAUCUUCUCCCAGGGUGGCGGAGGUAAGAAAGACCACACGUCGACACCGAAGACAUGGGACGACUACGCGCAUUACUUUUCCUGGAACAAGAAGACUGGCGCGGUAAAGGUAAACUGCAGCGGCCAGGGGUUGACCGAUACAGAUGUGCAGAGCCUGAUCGAGUAUUUCGAAUCCGAAAUGACAACGUUUACAAGUUGGUGCCGAUCGGAAACGCAAAAGCACGACGGCAACUCAUAUGGCACGUACAUUGACCUCUCGGGAAACUCCAUUACGGACCAGGCAGUGGAAAAGUGGCUGGUAAAUGAAUGGCAGUUUUUGUAGUUUCACGCAUGAACAUUAGCUGUAGACUAGCCUACAUAGCUCUUGGUCGACGAUUAUUUUCUGAAAUUGCAUCAGAGGCAGGCCUUUGCGUGUAUGUCUAUGUUUAUAUGAGGUUAACAAGCACUGUCGCUGUCCAUGAUGUCAAGACCAAAAGACUCAGGAGGAACCUAAAAAUGAAAAAUAUUGCAUCGGAUUAAUAUAAUUCAGUACCGAAUUCAUCUAUCUACAGGGUCCUUUCCUGCGUGACUGGCCAGUAUGUCAGAAAUUGAAGCUCGCGGGAAACACGGGCGUUACAGACGCCAGUGUGCAGGCCCUACGGCCUUUCCUGCAGACGGGGUUCUGUGAAAAACUCUUUCUGACGGAUCUGCCGGGGGUUUCAGACAGCGGUAAGUAAGUCGUUAUGAGGACCUACUUUUGCUCUUCGGGGUAAAAAUUGUCUGAAAGUGCUUCGAGUUAUUUUCACGAACAAACGCAACAUUGCACGAAACGCUUUUCCUUUUCCAAGGAACUGUGUCUAAAAUUGAACAACUGCCAGGUGUGCAACAGCUGGUUCAGGCUGCGAUUGACAGCAAGGAGUACCCGCACGGCGCGCGGAAAGAGGGGUAUUACCCCCUGCAGUUCCACUCGAAUGUGCAACUCGAAGUGCACAAGUGGAGUCCAGAAGUGAUCGGGAAAAUUGAGGUGAACCGGGAAGCGCCCCUGCCGAUCAUGGAAGGUAGUAAGAAGCUGCUCCCGCACGUGGUGCUGUUCACGAACACCGGCUCGCAGACGAACGGCAGUAGCAAGCAGUCCACACCCCGGGUUGACGCCACGGUUCCCGGGCCCCCGACCUCCAAUGCCAAAGCGGCUUCCUCGAGCAGCACCUGGGCCGAGCGGAGCAACGGAGGCGCUGCGAAUAAACAGCGGACCCCCGACCUGCACGCGGAGAGCUCGUUUCCCAGCCUCGACGCCUCAGCAGGGAGGGUAAAUCUAAAUCAUGAGGAAUGUUUUUUUUCUGAACAGGAUGGAUGUUAUCUAGAAGUUAUGCAAACUUGUUCGAUCAUGUCACUGUUUGGUUCUCGUGCGCCUGCGAGUUCUCGGUCUUAUCUUCCCCCGAAGUAGAGUUUGAACCUAGUACAGAACCGUAGACCCCACUGCCACACGAGAUGACGAUGAAAUCACAACAGGUGAAAACCUCUAACACGCUCGGGCUCCAGGGGCUCGUCAGGUGGGGGCAGGCCCCGGACAGCAUUUUUGCGAAAGCUUCGCCGCCCCCCGCUGCCAGUAAGAAGGGUGGUGAUAAAGGCGACCCUGGAGGUGCACCGGGAGGUGGGAAGGGCGAAUCAUCUGCGCAACAAACCUCACCACUGGAUCACGCAUUGGAGAUCAGCCCGAUAAAAGGCAAGUCGCGACCAAAAGGCGGGGAGCCACCAGUAUACGACCCGGCGAGCAGGACGCAGCAAGGCACGGCUGCUGCGUCCACUUCCAGCGCUGGAAAAGGCAGCGCUGGAAAAGGCGGCGCGGAAAAGUCUACUAGCAAGACUGCGGCCACCAGUGUUGUUCCGAGCGAAAUUUGGCUGCGCGAAGAACACUGGUUCCGGACUAACUCGGGCUUGAAGAAGGUCGAGGAAGACAUUUUAAAGCUGCACGGAAAGCUGCUCGAGAUCAACCGGGAGUUGCAAGAACGGCAGCUCGAGUAUGGCAAUCCAAACGCCACGAAGAACUCGGACGACGAGAUCCGGCAGGUGCGGCGAAGGAUUGCGGUCCUGGAGGACGCCGCAAAGGAGCAGGGCGGCCGAACCCUCCAGUCGCUUCUCCGGUACGGCUACGACCGCAUCUCCGCAGAAAAAUACUUCAAACAGCGCUCGGCUGCGGUCGCGACCAUUCGAGCGAUCUGGCACGGCAUUUUGGUGCGCCGAAAAUGGACAAGUGUCCUCGAAGAAAAGAGGCAACUACGCGAAAAAAGAAAAAGAGAGCAGCAACAGGCAAAGGCUUUCGCAGGCUGGAAAGGUUGGAAACUACGCUUUUUUUUUUAAUGUUCUGCUGUUUUACGUGUUUUUUCUCAUUUGGUGUUCUCUCGAGUUGUGGGUUCUAUUUUUGCAGCCUUCGCGGUGGCUUCCGUCGGUCGAUUCAUUUCGCCUCCGUUACAACGGCAAACCUUAUGAAUGUCCACCACGCAACGACAAUCACCAACAGGUGCGACGACGCAACAAGCAUCUGGCCUGCCGAAGGGCGGCCCGAUGGCGGCCGGAGGAAAAAAGGGCGGGGACUACCAGCAGAGUUUGCAACACGCGGUGGAUCCUGUCCAGCAGGCGCUCGGCACCACCUCCGCGGCUUCAAACAUGCGGGGCAUGGACCAGGGGUCCGGGGCGGCCGGCCAACAGCACGCUUACCACCAAGGCGCGUAUCACCAACAGCAAAAUAAUGCUGGAAACCACUACAACAACCAUAGCGCAGGUGGGCAGUAUCAUGGGAACAAUCACCAGUAUAAUCAACAAAACGCCCAAUACGGCGUCGGACCGCGGCAAUACUCGAGUCCGGCUCAGCCGGCAAGAAACCCAUACUCGCCGGGGCACCAGCCCGCGCACCCCGGGCAGCAGCACUACCAGGGACAGGGGUACAACGGAGCUGUGCCGCAGCACGCCUAUCACAGUCCGGCACGAGGACCCAUGCAAUACCCAGCACCGGGUGCUGGGUAUCAUGGCUACGAGAACCAUCAGCCUCCGCAUGUGCAACCACCUCUGCACCUGUUGACGCAACCCUGGUACUACUGCGGCAACGACGGGAGUCGCCAGGGACCGUACUCGCAUCAGAGAAUGCGGAAUUGGUUUUUGGGUCGAUAUCUGAAACCGGACUUGCUCAUCCGAUGUGAACAGUUUCAAGAUUUCUACGAACUGCAGCACUUGUUCCCGACCGGGGCACACGAAGGCGGGAACGCAUUUGAUUGCGAGCCUGUGAUACCCGCACGGGAGCGGGCGCGGCUUUUUCCGCCUUCUGCGACGAAUGGUAUUUGUCGUUUUCUUCCUUCAGCGUUCGAGGUUUUUCUUUCUCACGAUUCACGUUCAUCAAGCACAGGAAAAAAUCGCAAGAUCACGACCACCUACCGGGGCCAGUUACCUUAACUUUUUCUGUGCGGCCGAUAAUAAAUUGUGACCUCAACUGCUUUGCAGGUAACCCAACAUCCGGACAACAUCAGAACAUGUACAGUGCGGGUAGCUAUGGAUCUGGCACAAAUCCGGCCUCCCAGCAGCACGAGCAGUCCGAAGACAGUUCCGCGGAAGAGGCAAACAGGUUCUCAGCAGCAAUUCUCGCUCAGUACCAGCAGCCAGGGGCGGGAGGCUCAAAAAGUAUCAGAUCAGAUGACUUUUCCUCCUUCAAAAGCAAAAUAACUCGUAGAUGGUUGUGAUUCAGAUUCCCGUUUACUUAGUUUACCACCUCUUCGCACAGUCGUUGACCACUUCGUGAAUGAUUGUUUUCCGCCUCCUGCAACGAGAGCAAGGGAUUUAGAUUGUCGAAAAAAUGACAUACCAACAGGCAGCGAGCAGAUGACUACUGCGCAGGAGCAACUGCACGCAACUGCGACCAAUACCGCACACGCGGACCAGGGUCACCAGGGCCCCGGAACCGCCCAGGAGGUGAAUCUGCAGGUGAGCACCGCGCCCACGUACCCGCCACGGCGCGACAGCUCACGCCGGGACUCCGUCGACGAGCAGGAAAACUGGCGCGCAGCCAGCGGGCACCGCACGUUUUCCGAGGAGGACGCGGAUGAGAGCGACGACGGCACGGAGCACCAGCAGAUAUUCAUGGUGGAGCCGAAGUACGUUGGGUUGGUGAUUGGCAAGGCCGGGGACACGAUCAAAAAGAUCAAAACUGCCACCGGCUGCAACAUCAACAUUGACCAGGAUGUCCCGGCCGGCAUUCCGCGCGCGGUGAUCAUGAAGGGAACCCGGGUCCAGAUUCGUCGCGCGGAAGACAUGGUUAAGAACCUGAUUCGCAAAGCCAAAGACGAGGACAGUGGGCAGAAGUCAAAAUACAACCCCUCCGCCCAGGCGCACCUGGCGGGGGAUCUGCCUCGCGAGCGCAGCGGGCUGUUGUCGCGCGGCGGCACGGGCUCGCAGGACCUGUCGUCCGGGUUGGGGGCGUCCGGCCCCGUGGUUCCCACCAAUUCGCGCGCCGCCGGACUGCGCGAGGGGAUGGGCGCGAUGGAAAGUGGUAACUCUCGCGCAGCGGGUCUGAUGGGGGCCUCCGCGCCCGGGCCGGCUCCGAAGGGCCGCUCCAGCGUGCACGACUGGCGGCGUUCGGGCACGGAGUUGCUGAGCGGUCGAGUCGACUCCUACCCCGUCGGAGGGCCGCCCGGGCCGGAGAAUGAUCGUACUUGAGAGACUGCUUUUUGGUUGCGAUGCUCAUGUGAUGACGAUAAUAAUUGUUGACCUGGCCGUGCAACAAAAUUUAAAUUCGUCGACCGUGCGCAAAAGAAAGAUUCCUGAUUUUGCACAAAAUAAAAAUUUAGCCUCGCCACACCAAGUCGCCAUCUUGUUACGACAGGUUUCAGCAGUUUGCGCACUGGAAGCAAGGACCAGAGCAAAGACGAAACCGUCCCAAGCAAGCAAAGCAUAUACGAUUUGAUUUCACAGAAACCAAGCUGGGCACAGGACAAAAAAGACACCGACGACGCAACCACUUACAUGCGAAGGUACUUACUUCUUAAAGUGAUAUUCGUAGACACGGGCCGUGCUUUCUCACUGUCACCUUGAGAAUAUAGAAGCAGAGUUGUCGCACCUUCCUGAAAUGAUUUUCUUUUUGAAAAAUCCUCAAUUUUUCCGCUACAGCGACCUCCUCUACGUCCGCGCACGUCUGACCGCACAAGGCUUCGCGUUUGAACCGGCCCGGUAUCAGAUCCAGGACCGGCCGAUGAAGAAAACGCCAAACAAGAAGGUUGGGAAGCUGUAUCCUGAGUAAAAACGUACCCACACCAGAGUUGUAAUGCAGAUUUGCAAAGACAGGAAGACUUGUAAUGCGCAUCCCCAUGAGAGCCAUUUCCAGUCGUGUUUUGGAAUUUGUGAUGCUGUGAACAGGAUGAGCUGAUGAAUCUGUGAUGCGGCUGCACUUGCUAACCUGCACUACGCUGCAGAGUGCAACUUGUCAUGCGUGACUCACAAAAGCUCCUAGGUUUGUGCUGCAAAAUCCCCAUCCUGACUCUGGUGUGGGUACGUUUUUACACAGGAUAAGCUGGAUGCCGGAUUUACCUUGGAUAACGCCCCGGAGGGCGAAAAGGAGGGUCUGUACAAUGACGGCGCGGAGGAGCAUUACGUGUCGCAUUCGCGGCGGAGCUCCUUGGGCCAACACCAGGCCGGAGAGCAGCUGGCUUCGCUACGAAACGAGGGACAACUCCCCGAUCAUCCCACGGCGUACCAUUCGCCCGAACUGGUGUAUCAAUCCAACGGAGUGGGAGGUGCUCCGCCAGUACCGAGCUCGCCACCGCCAUUGCCAAACCUGCCGUUUCCGACGGGCUAA